This is a messenger RNA of Vanrija pseudolonga, 540 nucleotides long. RefSeq lists its product as uncharacterized. The record is from RefSeq and is a predicted model, not a curated record. The transcript is spliced from 2 exons. Lineage: Eukaryota; Fungi; Basidiomycota; Tremellomycetes; Trichosporonales; Trichosporonaceae. The coding region runs from base 1 to 540 and encodes 179 amino acids. Gene Ontology annotation, molecular function: protein binding.
AUGUCGUCCCCCAACCAGUCGUUUGGCCAGUGGGUCCGCCGCGUCUCGCACGACCUCGGCUCGAUGGGCCAAGGACGGCAGCCGACCGACGCCGAGAUCGACGAGCUCGUCGCCAUGGGCUUCCCGCGCGACGUGUCCAAGCGCCAGCUGCAGCUGACGCACGGCAACGUCAAGCAGGCGUCCGAGAUCCUCGUGCACAACGCGCACAAGGGCACCGAGCACCCCGAGUGCCCCGUGUGCUCGCACACGGGCGAGCACCGCCGGUCCGGCCUCGCCACCAACGCCAACCCCGGCGGCGGCCGCCUCAACUUUAGCGGCGGCCUCGUGCCGACCAGCCUGCUCGGCUCGAGCCCGACGCGAUCGUCCAAGCCGUCGCACCAGAACCCCGUGACCCUGCCCGACGUCGGCGACGAGGACCGCGCCCCCGGCGGCUCGGGCGGCGCGAGCGUCAACGCCAUGCUCCGCCGCCCGUCGGUCGCCGACGCCAUCAAGCGCAUGACCUCGCGCGACGCCGCGCCACCGCACACCGCCGCGCACUAG